CCACAGCCCUGACAGCGUACUUGAGAUCCGCUCCAUCCGCGUGGGCGUAGUGGCGCUCAGAGCCCUGCACACUGGCUUCUACGUGGCCAUGAGCCGCCGUGGUCGCCUCUAUGGCUCGCGGGUCUACACUGUGCACUGCAGGUUCCAGGAGCGCAUCGAGGAGAAUGGCUACAACACCUACGCGUCUGUGCGUUGGCGCCACCGCGGCCGGCCCAUGUUCCUGGCGCUGGACGGGCGGGGGGCCCCGAGGCGCGGUGGCCGGACACAGCGACACCAGCUGUCCACCCACUUCCUGCCUGUCCUGGUCUCCUGAGGCCUCAGGGUCGGUGAGGAACCGCCAGACUGAGAUUCCGAGGAUGUGGCGACUGGGUGGCCGGAGGCGGGAGGCUGGAGAAGGCCUAGGCCGCCACCUGGCAUCUUUUCGGUCCCUCAUUCGUUUCCCGUGCGUUGAGCGCCAGCGGUGUGCGAGCACUGGGGACACCGCAGGGCCCCCCAGAUGUGCCUGGCCCUCAGGGAGCUCCUGGCUCCAAGGGGAGGGGGACACAGCUGAGCAGGGGCCGUGCAUGUCCAACCACAAGUUUGGGGGAUGAGGGGACCUCAGCAGGGCACCUGCCGGGCUAGAGACAAGGAUGCAGCCACGUGGUGGCCAGAUCUGGGACACAGCCUAGGCCGAGGCUCGGAGGUGGGAACCCAUUGGGGUGUUUGAGGCAGCAAGGAGGUGGGGAGGCUGGGGCAGAGUGGGGGGGGGGCUGGGGGAGAGGGGGACACCAGCAUACCAUGGAGCGGCAGGUCCUAGCCCCAGGACCUGCAGACCUGUCACCUCACAGGGCAGAGGGGACUCUGCAGGUGGGGUUAAGUCUCCCGGGAUGCAAGUGACCCUGGACUCCCGGAGGGCUCCAUGUCAUCACAAGGUCCCUAUCAGAGGGAGGCGGGAGGUCAGAGUCAAAGAGAGACGGGGGAUGCUGCGCUGCUGGCGGUGAGGAUGCACCGAGGGGCCGCGAGCCAGGGAUGCGGCGCCUCUAGAAGCUGGAAGAGGCAGGAGCCGCUUCUCCCUGGAGCCUCCGGAGGGACCAGCACCCCCCAGGCCUGGGUUUAGCCCCAUAAGGCCUGAUUGGAAUUGUGAGCCCAGGAUUGUGAGGUGAUAAACGUGUGUUGUUUUAAGCCACCAAGUUUUGGUGAUUUGUUGCCAAAUCAGCUGCCCUCUGAGACCCACACAUGGUGUCAAACUGAAGUCAGUCCUCAGAGCCCCUCAGAUCUCGUGGGGUGAGCAGGGCUAGAGAUGGGAUGGGGUGAGCAGACCGGUCACCCACUGCAGCCGAGAGAGCCAAGUGACUCUGCCGGUCCGCCUCCGGGCUGGGGUCUGGGGGCUGCGGCCAGCUCUCUGCGCGCGCACAAGGAACACGCCAACCACCUGCUUCUCUUUCUAAGUAGGUGUAUUUUUAAAUAGCUUUCAAGAUACACAUAUUUUUCUCCUUUAAAAAA
Molecule: messenger RNA, 1482 nt
Organism: Vicugna pacos (alpaca)
Lineage: Eukaryota; Metazoa; Chordata; Mammalia; Artiodactyla; Camelidae
Gene: FGF22
Product: fibroblast growth factor 22
Molecular function (GO): growth factor activity
Source: RefSeq, a predicted model, not a curated record